AUGAAAGAACACCCCUUUGCACCACACAUUUUCAUUAAACCGUUACUCAAACGGACAUUUCUUGUGAUCACAACAUUUCUAAUCACAGUAGUUAUUGGUGGUAUUGUUUUAGGAGUACCCACUAUGAGUGAAGGUGUGAGUACUACCGUCGACGCACUGAAGACAAAGUAUCGACUCAGUGUUUCCUUUCCAAUCUCUUUUGUGCUUAACUUCCUGACUAUAAUACUCUGUCUCCCACUUCUUCCAAUACAAAUGGUGACGGGGUAUAUCAUAGGAUUUGGAUUUGGGUCACUCUCAAAUAUCGUUGGGAGUGUACUUGGCAUCUUCUGUGCCUUUGUCAUCACUCUAGUCUGCUCUAAAAUCAGACUUUUGAUGCUCCGAGUACACCUCGACUUCUGUAAGUAUUCACAGACAGAAGGUUUCAUAUACGUUGUGUUGACUGUUGCAUCCCCUAAAAUUGAUAUUGGAAGUGCAGUGUAUUGCUUCACUAAGAUCAAUUACAUCUCUAACUUAUUAUCCGUUUUGGGGGUUUCGAUAUUACUAAGUGUGUUCUACGCAUACAUCGGGUCGUUGUUUGACCCAUUCAUUCAAGUCUUUGUGGGAGACGACAACACAACGUGGUAUGUCCUCUUACAAGUCUUUGUUGUUCUCUUUGUUGGAUUUGUCACAUUUUUAGGGCUCUUUGUGUUCUUACACUACGUCAACAAACAAAUCAGCACAAGAAUAGAAAACGUCUCUCUCGAUGUGGCAACUAACGAGACUGAAAAUUCUACCAUACAAGAGUCUGAAAUGGACUCCGUCCAGACUAAAAGCGAAUAA
This is a messenger RNA of Entamoeba invadens IP1, 819 nucleotides long. RefSeq lists its product as hypothetical. Bases 1 to 819 code for a protein of 272 amino acids. The transcript has a single exon. NCBI's taxonomy places the organism in Eukaryota, Evosea, Mastigamoebida, Endamoebidae. The record is from RefSeq and is a predicted model, not a curated record.